CCGUGGCGGCGGAGGAAGGCCGGACCGGCUGGGUGGCUGGGUGGGUGGGGAGUGUGGCUGGUAACCUGGCAUCCGCAGAGAGAGAGAAGAUUAUAAAUGCCAGAACCAUGUAAGUGGUGGUUAAAUACCUUACAUACCUUCUUGCACCAACAUCGUCCCUGGAAGAGUUCAGGAACUGUAGCAGAGAGGAGAGACUACGCCCGCGGGUGCCAUGGCUAUACCCAUCACGGUGCUGGACUGUGAUCUCUUGCUGUAUGGCCGAGGUCACCGGACUCUGGACCGCUUUAAGCUGGAUGAUGUCACUGAUGAGCACCUGAUGUCCAUGUAUGGGUUUCCUCGGCAGUUCAUUUAUUACUUAGUAGAGCUCCUGGGAACCAGCCUCUCUAGACCUACUCAGCGAUCCAGGGCUAUUAGCCCAGAGACACAGAUCCUCGCGGCCUUGGGCUUUUACACCUCGGGUUCCUUCCAGACCCGCCUGGGAGAUGCUAUUGGAAUCAGCCAGGCCUCUAUGAGUCGUUGCGUUGCCAAUGUCACCGAAGCGCUGGUGGAAAGGGCCUCCCAGUUCAUUCGCUUUCCGGCCGACGAAGCCUCCACACAAGCUCUGAAGGAUGAAUUCUACGGGCUCGCAGGGAUGCCGGGGGUCAUAGGGGUGGUUGAUUGCCUGCAUGUGGCAAUCAAGGCACCCAAUGCCGAAGACCUCUCCUACGUGAACCGCAAGGGGCUGCAUUCCUUAAACUGCCUGAUGGUGUGUGACAUCCGAGGGGCCCUGAUGACCGUGGAGACAAACUGGCCAGGCAGCCUACGGGACUCCGCCGUGCUGCAGCAGUCUGCUCUCAGUCGGCACUUGGAAGCCGGGUUGCACAAAGAUAGCUGGCUCCUUGGUGACAGCUCCUUCUUUCUCCGCACUUGGCUCAUGACCCCACUGCACAUUCCUGAAACUCCAGCUGAAUAUCGCUACAACAUGGCCCAUUCUGCAACGCACAGUGUUAUCGAGAAGACGUUCCGAACCCUCUGCUGCCGAUUCCGAUGCCUGGACGGAUCCAAGGGGGCACUGCAGUACUCUCCAGAGAAGUCCAGUCACAUCAUCCUGGCUUGCUGUGUCCUCCACAACAUCUCCCUGGAGCACGGGAUGGACAUUUGGUCCUCUCCAGUGACAGGACCCGUAGACCAGCCCCCUGAGGAAGAGUUUGAGCACAUGGAGUCCCUGGACUUACAGGCUGACCGUGUCCGACAGGAGCUGAUGCUUGCUCAUUUUAGUUAAUGUGGUGGAAGGUAGGGAGAAGGGAGACUUUCCAGGAAUUGUGACAGAUUUCCCCCCUCACCACCCUUGACGUGGUGCCAUGACCUACUUGUGAUACACUGACGUUUAAUCUGUGUUUUAGGAGGGGUGGGUCCAUGCCAGACUAUCGUGAGUCAGUUGCAAAUAUAUUAACUAAACUAAAACCAAGACAACAGUCCUGUACUAUCCAGUGAACUCCAGUUCGAGCUCCACUCGUUUGAAAGCUCUCUGGUUACAAGCGUUUAUGAUUAUGCCAGCAAAGUCACAGAAAAAGGGAAAAUAGGAUACAGCCAAAAUAUUUUUUGAGUUUCAAUUAUCUAGGGAUUUCAAAUGAAAGCAGCAUUUGUCCCAAUCUGAGUAUAUUUUAGUAUUUUUACUUUAUGGCAUAAUCUGAGACAAAUGUAAAGAGUGAAUUUAAGUCAGGAAAUGUUCUUCUGACGUAAGUCAGUGGCUACUAAUCUGGGUUUGCAGCGUUGUGUUUUUUCCUUUUUUAAAAAGUAUUUAUUUUAAGAGGCAGAGACACACACAGAGCUCCCACUUGCUGGUCCACUUUCCAAGUGCCUGCAAAGCUGGGACUAGGCUGGACUGAAGCCGGGAACUGAGAACUCAGUCGAGGUCUCCCACGUGGGUGGCAGGAGCUCGAUUACUUGGGCCACCACCACUGCCUCCCAGGCUCCAUGUUAGCUGGGUGCUGGAAUCAGGAGCUGGAGCUGGGUAUUGAACCCAGGUACUCCAGGCCAAAUGCACACCCCCGGUUUUUGCUUUUGAGACGCUGUUAAAGAAAGUCUAAAACUUCCAUCUUUUGACUGCAAUAAUUGGAUUUAGACUUAGUUCCUAUCAGGAACAUCUGAACUCCAGUCCCCCAUUUCUAAAACUGAGUCUAAAUGGGCUGAAGAAUCAAAUUAGCUUACACAAGACAAUUCAAACAUAAAUUAGCAAGACUGAUACUUCACAGAGAGUAUAAAGACCCCGGUAGAUUGAUGGGCAAAGGAAAUUCUCCAAGGGUUAGACAGCUCACAUCUAACUAGUGCACGUUUCUUAUGAUGUUAGAAUGCUUGUUUGGUCAUUCUGUUUUGAAAUUCUUUGUACAGAGGAAGAUUUAUUGAAUGAAGUAGGCAUGUGGAAGUAUUAAAAAAAGAGAGGUAAAAGGAAUGUGAUUUCUGGGUUUGAAAAUAAUUCUGGAGUUGGACAUUGGAUAUCUUAUAUGCAGUGAUGGACAGAAUUUCUCAGGAAAUAAGUAAUUCCCUAGCAAGUCUUGUUCUAAAAUUAUAGUGAUGUGAAAAUAACCUAAUUGUGGGCUGGUGCUGUGGUAUAGCGGGUAAAGCCACCACCUGCAGUGCCAGCAUCCCAUAUGGGCACUGGUUCAAGACCCGGCUGCUUUACUUCCAAUCCAGCUCUCUGCUAUGGCCUGGGAAAACAGUGGAGGAUGGCCCAAGGACUUGGGCCCCUGCACCAGUGUGGGAGACCCGGAAGUUACUCCUGGCUCCUGGCUUCAGAUCGGCCCAGUUCUGGCCAUUGCGGCCAACUGGGGAGUGAACCAGCAGAUGGAAGAUCCUUCUGCCUCUGCCUCUGCCUCUCUGUAACUCUGCCUUUCAAAUAAAUAAAUCUAAAAAAAAAAAGAAGGUUAAAAAAUAACCUAAUUGGAAUAAUGAAAGUGUGAAUUAGGUUCACACAUUGGUGUCUUUGCUGGGACAAAAAAGGCACUUUCCUCAAGCUUGUUUUGCUGCUGGUUUCUCAGCCACUCACCCUGUGGUACCUCUGAAUUGUCCUUUUGGAUCAUUUCCUACCUGCCUUUGGCAGUGUUAACCUGGUGAUUUUCAAAGGAAAGAAAUGAACAGCUGAUGAUACAAGAAAUUUUGAAAUAAAUCAAGGGUGACUCAUUCUCAAGAUUAAAAACAAUUAUGGAUUAUUAUCUGCUGUUUAUUUCCACUCCAAAUGCUAUUUCCUGUCAUUUCGCUCCUCUGCAAAGGGGAUUCAUGGCAAGAGCUUAUGCCUAAUAGGUACAGGGCUAUCGCUGAGCUGGGCGUGGACAGCAGAGGCAACCCUUGACUGGGAAGUGGCGCCGUAUUUGUUGUGCUGUAGGGAUGCCCUGUUACAUCUUUAUUCCUUUGUAAAGUUUAACUUGCAACCCUAGUUUGGUCCAUCUCCCUCAUAAGGCAGUAUUUUAACUUUCAUGGUCUCCCCCGUUUAAGUCUCCACUGAAGGGUGUUUUGCCCAUCACGUUUUGGCUCGAUCAUGCAUAUUGCAUCAGGAGAGGGUUUCUGCCAACCACGUAUCAUAGGUGACAAAAUAGAGUGUGAUCAUGGAAAGUGCCUCAUAUUUUAGCCUUGCAUAACUGCAUGUAAGGAAAAUGGGGCUUUUUUACAACUUAGUAGAUGGUGACAUGGAGGCUGAGUGGGAGGGAUAGUCUUGGAGACAUUUCACAUGCAGUUUCCAGCCUGUUUACUUGCACACCGACGAUGAUCUCUAUGUGCCGAUCUUACCGAACGUUGGCUGGCUUUGCUUUUCCUGGGGGUGUCUUAUUUCCUAACAUUUCCACAAGGAAACUGCUCAUUCGUUUAAUAUCCUUACAACCUAGGUUUUUUACAAGUUGGCAUUUUUUCUUUCUCAGUCCCUAGUUACACUAUCCCUAAAAUGACCUAGGGGAAGGAUGAGGGUUUGUGCUUCUCAGUUGCCGCGGGUGUGCUCACAGGGGCUUUUUAUUUAGGGUCUGAGAAGAGGUGUUAGCAUGGAUUUAUAGUCUCUUCCUGGCAUGGUUUGGGAAAGAGUCAAGGAUUUUGCCAGUCUUAUGUAAGCCUCCUCUUCCUGUGUGGAUAACUCCAUCUGGCAGCGUAGGAUUUCCAGAUUUGCUCUCUGAUGUUUCAGACAGCAAGGACCCAGGAUAUAGCAAGGUACCUACCAACACAGGUACUGGUUCAUCACGGGUUUGCCAAUUCCAUCAACAUAUUCUUGGCUUAAAUUAACUGACCAAGGGUGGAGCUCCUUUCCUGACCCUUAGGCUGUAAAGGAUCUUUAGCAAGUAAAUCUAAUUUAGGACCAAAAACACCACAACUUUAAAAUCAUAAAGUAAGAGAGAGGGGGUAAGGGUGAAAUAAGGGCUAGACAGAUAAUAAAGAAUUUUUUUCAAUAGCCGAAACAAACUGGAAAGAGCUCAGAGACUGCACUUGGCAGUGGAGGAGGAAGUAAGCAGAGGACAAGGAGACAAGGAUCAUAGGGUCUCAGAAUUGUACACUCACAUGUCUUCAGGGCCCGUUUUGUUUUCUAGGUCCCACCACAAUUUUAUAAAAAUGGAACUACAAAAGGUUGCAGACUUAGAAUUAGCAUUCUUAUUGAUUACAGGAGGUAGGCAUUUAGUGCAGCUGAUAAGUCACUGCUUAGGAAACUUACAUCCCAUACCAGAAUGUCUGGCUUGAGUCCCAGCUCUUUUUUCCAUUCCAAUUUCCUGCUAAUGUGCAUGCUGGGAGGCAGCAGUUGAUGGCUCAAGUCCUUGAAUCUCUGCCACAAACCCAGGAGACCCAGAUUGAACUGGGUUCUGGCUUUGGCCUGGUCCAGCCUUGGGCAUGUUGCAGGCAUUUCAAGACUGAACCAUUAGAGAUUCUCUCUCUGGCUCUGGCUCUCACUGUUUACCUUAAAAAAAAAAAAAAAAAAAAAAAAAAGACUGUAUUGAUUCUAAGAAUGGGAAUGCAGGAAGGAAAGGAAAAUACUAGUCGAAGGCUGGUUUCCUAACGUAAAAUUCACAGCUGGGCCGAUCCAAAGCCAAGACCCAGGAGCUCCUUCUGGGUCUCCCACGUGGAUACAGGAGCCCAAGCACUUGGGCCAUCUUCUACUGCUUUCCCCGGCCAUUAGCAGAGAGCUGGAUCGGAAGAGGAGCAGCCAGAAAACGGGAGCCCACAUGGGAUGCCAGUGCUGCAGGCAGAGGCUUAGCCUACCACGCCACAGUGCCUGCCCCUAAGUUAGCAAAUUUCAGACUGUUGAGCUGAACAAAUUUCAGUGAGGUGUCUCCAUGUUUGCCCAGCAAGACAUUGAGGAUCUAUAGUCUGUUGAAAUGUUGUUUCCCUAAUCCUUACAGAAAGUGCUUUUUUUUGUUUUUUAAAUAGAAAGGCUAAUUUUUUUUUGUGAUUGUAGCGCCUCAAGAUGUUCAUACAUUUCCGUCUACUAAUAGCUAUCGCUGGAAAGCUAUCCUAUGUAAAUAACUCCAAUGAAGGAAGAGCCUCAUUCAUACUCUACUGCCAGAGGUUUCCUGCGCUCUGGGAUCUCUCCCAUCCCCGGACUUCUACACCGCUAGACUGCUUCUACCUUUGCCAUUCCCCCCGGAGUGUGACAGUGACCCUGGAACACCAGCACGAUGAGAACAGGUUCCAAAGAACAGAAUGGAGUCGCAACAGCAAAAUCUCCAACUGGCUCACCGUUUUGGCUGCUCGAGGCCUAUGCCCUCUUCUUGGACUUCCCACUGGAUGCUGCCAGUGCUGCUGCAGAGCUCCCUCGCUAGGUUCAAGCCUGAUUUCCACCAUCCAGAGUAUGGCAGGGCAGAGGCACAUUCUCAGAGCCCAGAGCCAGGAUAAGCAACGGAGUCUUCUCCCCCGUCUCCUCUCUCCCAGCCCAUACGCCUCAGUCCUCUCUAACCUGUUUAGCCUUUCUAUCAUCUUUCUAUGUGAGCGCCACAAGGACCAUAGUUAGGGCGACCAACCCCCUGGUUUGCACAGAGCUGCCACAUGUUCGUCGUGAAAGUCCCAUAGCCUGGGAAAUCCCUGAGCCCUGGGCAAGCCAGGCCCAUUGGUCAUACUCCUUCGCAGGAAGCACCGUCCUUUCUUCAGUGGAGUGGCUCCUCUAGGAGAAUGCCACCAGAAUACAGUGCCCAACAGUCACCACCACAGUGAGUGACUAACUCCACACCAGCAGGCAGGGCAGCAGCAGCAUAGUCAAGGCGGCCUUUGCUUUUGCUUGCCUGGAUUCAUUUUCACACUUCUUCCUCCAGUGUGAGGAGAUGCCUGCGAGUCUGAGUGUUUCAGCUCCUCACCUUUUGUGAUCCAGUCUUCAGUCUAAAUACAUAAGAAAGAGCAAUCAAUCGCUGUCACACUGAAUCUUAAAUUAAUUCAAAAAGGAAACAAUGUGUGGUGGUGGUGGUGGUGGUGGUGGUAGGGUGUUUGGCACAGUGGCCAAAACAUUGCUUGGGACCCCCAUGUCCCAGACAGAGUUUCUGGGUUUGAAUCGUAACUCCGCUGCUGAUCCCAGCACCCUGGGUGCAGUAAGUAACGAAUCCAGUGGUGGGGGCCCUGCUACCCAUGUGAGAGACCCAAAUGGAGUUCCUGGCUUCUGCUUUGACCUGGCCCAGGCCUGGUUGUUGAGGGCAUUUGGAGCGUGAACCAGUGAAUGGAUCUCUCCCUGUCUGUCUGUCCCUGUCUGUGUCUCUCUGCCUGUUAUUCAUAUAUACAUACUGACUGACUGUGAAAAAAAAAAUUCUUUAAAGGAAAUAGAUCUGUAGAGAUAAACUACUGCCAUCUUUUCUACAGUCCAUCUUAGGGAGCAGUCUGGCUUCAGCUUCUCAAAUAUUUCCGUUUCUGGUGACAAUUUUUGAUGAAUAUUUGCAUCAUUCUCAAAUGUUUUUCUCACAAUAUAAGUCUCCAGCUUUUGAAAAACUGACAAUGGCGCCAGCACCGUGGCUCAACAGGCUAAUCCUCUGCCUUGCGGCACCGGCACACCCGGUUCUAGUCCUGGUCAGGGCGCCGGAUUCUAUCCCGGUUGCCCCUCUUCCAGGCCAGCUCUCUGCUAUGGCCCGGGAGUGCAGUGGAGGAUGGCCCAAGUGCUUGGGCCCUGAACCCCAUAGGAGACCAGGAGAAGCACCUGGCUCCUGGCUUCGGAGCAGCACGGUGCGCCGGCCACAGCGGCCAAUGGAGGGUGAACCAAUGGAAAAGGAAGACCUUUCUCUCUCUCUCUCUCUCUCACUAUUCACUCUGCCUGUUCAAAAAAAAAAAAAAAAAAAAAGAAAAAGAAAAAGAAAAAAGAAAAGCUGACAAUGUCUGGUAACCUUGAAAUUAGUUUCUUUAGCUUUUUUUUUUCCCCCACUGCAGUCAAGGUUUCAAAGUAAUGUAAUUAUUUGGGUCAAAUUUCAGUGAGGGCUAUGGCUCUAGACACUACUUGGCGCAAGCCUUGUCAAGAAGGAAGCUUCUGCAGUGAGUGCUGUUGUAGUGUAAACUCAGCUCUGAGAAGCAGCGAGGGAACAUCUUCCCCCCGCCCCACGUGGCUCCAGGAGUGUAGCAGACUGCGUGUUGUCACCUGGGAUCCAGUUGCCAUUGACUUAGAGGGAAUAUGUCUGCCCAGGAUAAAGACUAGUUCCUAGUUUCUCUUGCAGUUAGGUGUGGCUUUGUGACUAAAUUGUAGGCAAUGGAAUUUUAAGUGGGUGGAAAUGCCCUGUGCUGUUUUUACGAUGUGUCCUCAUGGCUAGGAGACGUACUUUUCUGUUUUCACAAAGACGUACUUUGUCAGCUUUGGUGGUUGGAAUGUGGAUGUGAUAGCUGGAGCUUGAGCAGUCGUCUUGGAUCUUAGGUGAAAACCACUUAUUGAAGAUGCAAAGCAACGAGACAGAAGAUGCCAGGUCCCUGACACUGACAGCCACAUCUUACACUGGACUGCACGUUGCUGGAUUUCUUUUACGUGGCAGAGAACUAAACCUGUACCUUGAUUCAAUAUUCUUUUUGUUAGCUCAUGUGCGAUAAGACCUGAUCAUAAAUAAUGUUAUAACUGCCUCUCUCCAAGAGCAGUAAUACCUAUUACACAGGAAAUGUUUAGAAGCAACAAACAUAUUCAACAAUGGGGAGCAUAGUCAGUAUAUCCCCUCAAUGGAAUAUUGAGCCAUCGUUAAAAAUAACAACUGUUGAGUCAGGAGUCUUGCCUAAUAGUUAAGCUGCCAGUUGGAACACCUGUGUCGCAUAUGGGGUACCUGGGUUUAAUACCCAGCUCGGGCUCCUGUUUCCGGCUUCAUGGCUGAUUUGAACACCAGGAGGUAGCAGUGAUGGCUCAAAUGGUUGGGUCCUUGUUACCCACAUGGGAGAUUGGGAUUGAGUUCCUGGCUCCUGGCUUCAUUGUGGACAUUUGGGGAGUUGAAGCAGUGGGUGGGAGUUCUCUGUCUCUCUGUAUCUCAGAAAAAACAACUACCAUGAUUAAGGACUUUAAUAGGGAUACAUUGUGAUACAACUACAUCAUCAAAUUAAAAUU
Molecule: messenger RNA, 8491 nt
Organism: Lepus europaeus (European hare)
Lineage: Eukaryota; Metazoa; Chordata; Mammalia; Lagomorpha; Leporidae
Gene: HARBI1
Product: harbinger transposase derived 1
Exons: 3
Coding region: 212-1261 (349 amino acids)
Source: RefSeq, a predicted model, not a curated record